Elephantulus edwardii (Cape elephant shrew) is the source of this 1164-nucleotide messenger RNA. It is a transcript of the gene CERS4, whose product is annotated as ceramide synthase 4. The transcript has 10 exons. The record is from RefSeq and is a predicted model, not a curated record. Gene Ontology annotation, cellular component: membrane. Bases 1 to 1164 code for a protein of 387 amino acids. Lineage: Eukaryota; Metazoa; Chordata; Mammalia; Macroscelidea; Macroscelididae. Gene Ontology annotation, molecular function: DNA binding; sphingosine N-acyltransferase activity. Gene Ontology annotation, biological process: ceramide biosynthetic process.
AUGUUGUCCAGCCUGAAUGAAUGGCUGUGGCAAGAGAAGUUCUGGCUGCUCUCCAACUACACUUGGGCGGACCUGGAGGACCGGGAUGGCGUGGUCUAUGCCCACCCUCGAGACCUGCUGGCAGUCCUGCCAGUGGCACUGGUCCUGCUGGCCAUGCGCAUGUCCUACGAGAGGUUUGUGGCGCUGCCCCUGAGCCGGUGGCUGGGUUUGCAGGACCGAAUCCGGAAGCCAGUGACACCCAACCCCACACUGGAGAAAUACUUCCUCACACAGAGCCGGAGACCCAAGGAGCCCCAGCUGGCCCUCCUGGCCACCCAGUGUGGCCUUACCCUGCGACAGACCCAGCGGUGGUUCAGGCGACGCUGGAACCAGGAACAGCCUCAGCUCAGCAAGAAGUUCUGUGAGGCCAGCUGGAGAUUUUUGUUCUAUCUGUGUGCCUUCGUGGGUGGCCUCUCGGUCCUGUACCACGAGCCCUGGUUUUGGACACCAUCAUUAUGCUGGGACAAUUACCCAAAGCAGCCCCUGCAGCCCCUCCUGUACUGGUGGUACCUCCUGGAGCUGGGUUUCUUCAUCUCCCUACUGAUGACGCUGCCCUUUGAUGUCAAACGCAAGGACUUCAAGGAGCAGGUGGUGCACCACGUCUUGGCCAUCUUCCUGGUCACCUUCUCCUACAGCUGUAACCUUCUGCGCAUCGGCUCCCUGGUGCUGCUGCUGCAUGAAACCUCUGACUACCUGCUGGAGGCUGCUAAAAUGCUGAACUACUUAAGUUGGAGUCGCUCAUGCCACGUGGUCUUCCUUACGUUCUCCGUCGUCUUCAUCUACACACGGCUAGUGCUCUUCCCCACAAAGAUCCUCUACACCACGUACUAUGAGUCCAUCAUGAACCAGGUGCCCCCCAACUCCUACUACUUCUUCAACGGCCUCCUGAUCCUGCUGCAGCUGCUGCACGUGUUCUGGUCGGUCCUCAUCCUGCGCGUGGUUUUUAAAUUUGUGAAGAAGGGCCAGAUGGAGAAGGACAUCCGCAGUGACGUGGAGCAGUCAGACCUGAGUGAGGAAGAGGCCACCCAGAAGCAUCCACAGCUAAGGAACGGGUCAGCGAGCACAGACAGCCCCCGGAGCCGUGUGACCGGACGGCUGACCAACGGACAUACAGCACCCAUGUAG